Molecule: messenger RNA, 564 nt
Organism: Vanessa atalanta (red admiral)
Lineage: Eukaryota; Metazoa; Arthropoda; Insecta; Lepidoptera; Nymphalidae
Exons: 3
Coding region: 61-432 (123 amino acids)
Source: RefSeq, a predicted model, not a curated record
AAAAAAUCAUAUAAAUUAUAAAAAUUGCAAAAUACAUUAGAAAAGGAUUAAGGGCUGACCAUGUCUGUAUUACCUCGUGGUUACGAAUGUCAUCGACCAGCACCAAGAUAUGGAUACGUGAAAGGAGAAUAUAGCAUCUACUACAAGAGACCACGUUACGGGCAACCUCGGCCACAGCCAUUUCAAAGAGAAACCGCGCCGUACUGUGGAGGACCUAGUAAUGCACCAAGAGAAAGACCCUGUUGCUACGAUUACCCAUGCAAAGCGGAUUGUUUUAAUCACGGAGCAGUCACCAGGCCAAGCGGCAGAUACGCGAGGACUGUCUGGUAUCCAGGCGAGUGUUGUCCGGUGGUGCCACCUUGCCAAGCUUUCACCUGUCCUAAUCCACCAUAUCACCCUUGUUGUGUGUCCACGGUCAAUAAGUUUGUUUAAAAUUGGAACGUUAUUUAAAUGCUAAGAUGUUAACCGUUUGUUUAACGACUACAAACAUCGUCCAUAUAAGUUUUAAGUCGCAUGUGAUUUGUAUACGGUGUCGUAAUAAAUGUCGCCAAUUGAUUUAAGAUA